AAACUAGAAAAACCAUGGCAAUAAAUUCUAUACAUAGCAAGUUUCUAAUGUACAGUGGGUCCAAGUGUUUAAAGUUUAUCCUAAACUUCAAUAAAUAAUUUUUUAUUUGAAAUAAAAACAUUAUUUAUAAUUAGAGUGUCUUUAUAAAUUUUUACGCAGUUUCCAUAUCAAGUAAAAUGAACUGUUUAAAUUUUACGCAGGCGUUACAUUAACGCCUACAGUAUUUUAAAAAUUGUGUAUUAUGUUUUAAAAAAAUAUAUAACAAUGUAUCCAAGAUCUGUAUCUCCACCAAAAUGGUCGAUAAAUGCAGAAGUGACAAUUAACCAUCCUAAUAUGAUAGGUAAUCCCGGUACAACUCGAACUGAAAAUUUAGAUCGUGGGAUACGAAUGACGUAUUCAUUCCAUACAACGCCACGCACUUCAGAGCCACAAAAUCCACUGAAAUCAUCUGCAUCACCGGGAUAUGGAUUUCAACGUGGUAACAUGGUAUUUACAAGUACUCCACGUAAUCCAAAACUAAAUACAAAUCUUUUAGGAGUUAAUAUAAACGAUUCUGGAUACAAUAGUGAACAAUUAUUAUCUCCUUCAUCAAAUCAAAAAAAUUUAACGGAAAAUCGUAAAUGUCGUAGUACUUGUAGCAUUGUUUUAUCGGCCGAUUUUGAUGAACCUCUUCCGAAAGAUUCAUCAAAUCAAGAAUCACCGUCGUGUUCAUCUACCAAUUGUAAUCGAACACAAAGUUUACGAUGUCAACAUCCAUCUAAGAAAUAUAAGAGUCGUAGUGGAUUUUAUGGUUGCGGUGAUCCAUGGUGCUAUCAUUCUACAUAUACUGAAAGUAUACCUAGAUUUUCACCUGUUCCUGAAAGUUGUGAAGAAUGGAGUAACACUGACAGCAUAAACAAGACAUGCACGUCAAAUACAUUGGAAAAAACAUCAACUUCGUAUUUAAAAAAACCAAUUAUGCAAGAUGCUUCGUCACAAACAAUACAAACGCAGGAUCAAAGUACAUCGCCGAUGUUUAAAUCAUCGUUAUUUUCACCAUUCUCAAAUCCACGUAUAAGUUCAGCAACAUCAACAAAUGUGACAACUAAUAAAUCAAGUAAAAUUACGAAAAAAUAUGACACUCGACAUAAAACUGAACCAUUACCCACGAAGUUUCCUCCAUAUAAUUGUUUAGAUAAAAAAAAGUUUUUUGAAAAUUUUCAGGCUAAAAACAUAUCCGAAGAUAGUAACGAUCCCGAACGCAAACCACGAACCGUUCAUAUUGAUGUGUACUGUACCGGUUCUGAUGCCGAUUCUGAUAGUAGUGAUUCAUCGAACUCGGAUAAAGAAAUAUCUGCAUCUACACCACAAACAGUAUACGAAAAUAAUGAAUUACGAAUACAUCAUAAACGUAUUGUCGAUAAUACAGUAUUACCGUUUGCAUAUUUAAAACAAAAUAAAUUAAUAAAAUCAACACCUGAAACAAAUCUUUCAAGUUUUGCUUCAUCCGAAAUGUCAAAACGAAGUUCAUUAUUUUCUGAAAAUGAAGAUGGUAUUAGUUCCUUAUAUCCCUCACAAAAAAGUUCAUAUUCGACAAUAAACGAUUUCGACUCCAGCGCUUCGAAUAUUCCACAAACUUGGUCUUCAAUGUCUACAAGUAGUUGUACUUUGCCAGAUUACGAAUCAAUGUCAACUAGUUGGAAAGAUACAACGUCAGAUUUUGAAUCAUUAUUCCAUAAUAGAGCUACUCCAAUUACUCCAAUGAGUACGACUGAUGCCGCUUCCACAAGUAUUCUUCCAAGCGACAGUUUUGAGUAUACUGAUUCAACAGAUAAGUUACGUAUUAAAAAAAUGGAAGAAUUAUGGGCCCAAGGUAAAACUCGAAAAACCAAUUCAAAAAUUGAACCAAAAUUAACGAUGCAACAGCAACGAAUUAAUGAAUAUAUUGAGAAAAGAUUGGCUAAAAAACCAUUGCCAAAAUGGGAAGAAGUUGAAUCGAGACCAAGUAGCACAAACGAAUCUGAAAUUGAUUGGAGUAGUAGUUUAAAACGUGGAGAUACUGUACGCCGAAUCAGUAAAGACAGUGAAAAAAAAUCAAAUGAACAACAACCACAAAAUGUUGGAAAUACCAACGAUUUAUUGACCAGAGCAUCUUUGUUUGGUACAACAUUACAAGGAUCAACAACCCGAAAAUUAGGGCAUCACAUUGGUCCUGUAAGAAAUCCAAUUUGUACGUGUGAUCAUUGUAUUUCAUACUACAAUGGAAAAAGGGCACGCACACGUUCUGUUGGUGACAAACCUGAAGGUACAAUUAAUUGGAAACAUCAAUUAACUAGAAAUCAAAUUUUACGUUUGGAGAGUAAAAAUCCAGAUUAUACAGAUUUUUAGUGUUUCAAAAAAUAUUUUCUGUUGUAGCAAGAAUUGAUAGUUGAUUAACGUAGAUUUUGAGUUUGAAAAAAACUGUAACAAAUAUCAAAAGUGUAUGCAAAAAAAAAAUUUAUUAAUUUUGUGCAGUUUUAUGCACGCAUUUUAUAAUUUCGUGUAAUUGAAUGAUCAUGAAUUGUUAAAAUUUCAUGGACUUGUUUAUAAUUAAAAUACUCAUUUCUUUAAUAAUUAAAAAGAUUCUGUAAUACCAUUAAACACCUAACCAUUCUAGCAGUGUUUUCCAAACUAUCGGUUAAUAAGUUGUGAAGCGAUUGCAUUUACAAAAAAAGACGAUAAAUGGACGAAUUCACUUAGGCUUAUAAACAGGAUUAUUCAAUAAUACAUUUGUUAUUACAUUCGAAAAACAGUUAUUACAUUACAAAAUUUCUUUGUUUGUUAUUACAUUACAAAAUUUCUGGCCAAACGUUCGUUUGAAUUUUUUUACUUCUUUUGACGCAAGGAAUUCAUGCUCGAAAUUUGCCUAUGUAUUAUUGUAUCAUUCUGUAGAUAUAAUGCGACUUGAGUAAAAAUACUUUUUUUAUUAUUAUUUUUGUGACGAUAAUUAAAAGUUCAUUCACUUUUGACCAAUAAGGAACGACGCCCAUCUGUGUCUUAUUUACGAGAGGGGGUUAUUUUUCAAAAAAAGUUUGGAAUUCACUAUAUCAUACAUACAA
Chrysoperla carnea is the source of this 3077-nucleotide messenger RNA. Its product is annotated as dentin sialophosphoprotein. The transcript has 2 exons. The coding region runs from base 265 to 2367 and encodes 700 amino acids. NCBI's taxonomy places the organism in Eukaryota, Metazoa, Arthropoda, Insecta, Neuroptera, Chrysopidae. The record is from RefSeq and is a predicted model, not a curated record.